UUCACCCAGGUCAUUUCGAAAUUGGUAAACAUAUACAAAUCAUUAAACUGACUGAUGAAAAUUUCAGUCCAGUUUAUCAAGUCGGAGAGUCAGCAUGCCAAAGUACGUUUACCAUUAUUUCGAUAUUCGAGGGAGGGGUGAGCCCGGUAGAAUGCUAUUUGCUAUGGCGGGGAUACCUUUCCAGGAUGAAAGGAUACCACAAGCUGACUGGCCAAAGCACAAAGCAAAAACUCCAGCAGGCUCUCUCCCAUAUUUAGAAAUAGAUGGAACAGUUCUUACCCAAAGUCUUAUCAUAUUUCGACAUCUCUCUAGAAUGUUUGGACUUGAUGGAGACUCUAUACUAGAUAAGUCAAAAGUAGAUGAAAUUACGGCAUAUCUUGCAGAAGGACUUGCCAAUGUCCUUAAGUGUUAUCUCGGUCCCCAAGAUGAGGAAUCACAGAAGACAUUAAAUGCCCAAUUUGUGGAUACUGUGAAUAAAUCAUGUAAGCGAAUUGAUGAAAUAAUAUCCACUAACAAAAGUUUAGAUGGCUGGGCAGUUGGCAAAAAGCUCACUUUUGCGGAUAUAUUUAUUUUUGAGGCAUUUGAAGUCGUUUUACAAGGCCAGCCGAAUAUUUUAGACAAAUUUCCCAGGAUCCAGAGUAUUCGCCGUAAAGUGGAAACUCACAGCACCAUGCAGAAAUACCUAACUCAAAGAAAGCAAACACCAUUUUAA
This is a messenger RNA of Saccostrea echinata, 712 nucleotides long. Its product is annotated as glutathione S-transferase-like. Gene Ontology annotation, biological process: glutathione metabolic process. The record is from RefSeq and is a predicted model, not a curated record. The transcript has 6 exons. Gene Ontology annotation, molecular function: glutathione transferase activity. The coding region runs from base 95 to 712 and encodes 205 amino acids. Lineage: Eukaryota; Metazoa; Mollusca; Bivalvia; Ostreida; Ostreidae.